This is a messenger RNA of Zygotorulaspora mrakii, 1692 nucleotides long. RefSeq names its product Elongator subunit ELP3 (gene ELP3). Gene Ontology annotation, cellular component: cytoplasm; elongator holoenzyme complex; nucleus. The record is from RefSeq and is a predicted model, not a curated record. The transcript has a single exon. Gene Ontology annotation, molecular function: iron-sulfur cluster binding; acyltransferase activity, transferring groups other than amino-acyl groups. The coding region runs from base 1 to 1692 and encodes 563 amino acids. NCBI's taxonomy places the organism in Eukaryota, Fungi, Ascomycota, Saccharomycetes, Saccharomycetales, Saccharomycetaceae. Gene Ontology annotation, biological process: tRNA wobble base 5-methoxycarbonylmethyl-2-thiouridinylation.
AUGGGACGUAGUGGCAAAGGUCCGAGAACCAACCAACAAAAUUUGGCACCCGAAAAGGAGAGAUUUAUCCAGUGCUGUGCAGAUAUUACAUUGGAAUUGACCAGCUCUUUAAAUUCAGGUACCACUAGGGAGAUUAAUCUUAACGGGCUAAUUAUCAAGUAUUCCAAGAAAUACAAGUUGAGACAGCAACCGAGAUUGACCGAUAUCAUCAAUGCUAUUCCAGAUCAAUACAAAAAGUAUUUAUUGCCAAAGCUUAAGGCAAAGCCUGUCAGAACAGCUUCUGGUAUUGCAGUAAUUGCUGUUAUGUGUAAGCCACAUCGCUGUCCGCAUAUUGCAUACACUGGUAAUAUAUGUGUGUAUUGCCCUGGUGGGCCAGAUUCUGAUUUUGAGUAUUCUACACAAUCGUAUACUGGAUACGAACCAACUUCUAUGCGUGCUAUAAGGGCACGUUACGAUCCCUACGAACAAGCACGUGGUAGAAUAGAGCAGUUGAAACAGUUAGGUCACUCUAUCGAUAAGGUGGAAUAUAUUAUCAUGGGUGGUACGUUCAUGUCAUUGCCAAAGGACUACCGUGAAGAUUUCAUAACCAAACUUCAUAAUGCAUUGUCUGGGUUCAACGGUAAUAAUAUCGACGAGGCCAUCCAAUACUCUCAACAAAGUUUAACGAAAUGUGUUGGCAUUACUAUAGAGACAAGACCGGACUACUGUACACAGGCUCAUUUAGAUGAUAUGCUGAAGUACGGUUGUACCAGAUUGGAAAUUGGUGUACAAUCGCUAUAUGAGGAUGUUGCCCGUGAUACAAAUAGAGGUCACACUGUGAAAGCAGUUUGUGAAACUUUUAGUGUUGCGAAGGAUGCAGGCUAUAAAGUUGUCUCACAUAUGAUGCCUGAUUUACCGAAUGUGGGCAUGGAAAGAGAUAUCGAACAGUUUAAAGAAUAUUUUGAAAAUCCUGAUUUUAGAACUGAUGGAUUGAAAAUAUAUCCAACACUAGUUAUUAGAGGUACAGGUCUGUAUGAACUUUGGAAAACAGGGAGGUAUAAGUCAUACAAUGCAAACGCUCUGAUUGAUUUGGUUGCCAGGAUAAUGGCAUUGGUGCCACCAUGGACAAGAAUUUAUCGUGUUCAAAGAGAUAUUCCUAUGCCUUUAGUUACAUCGGGUGUUGACAAUGGUAAUUUAAGGGAACUAGCAUUAGCAAGAAUGAACGAUUUUGGAACGAAGUGUCGAGAUGUUCGUACUAGAGAAGUCGGUAUUCAGGAAGUUCAUCACAAAGUCCAGCCGGAUCAAGUUGAAUUAAUCAGAAGAGAUUAUUAUGCUAACGGUGGUUGGGAAACAUUUUUAUCAUAUGAAGACCCAAAGAAAGAUAUACUUAUCGGAUUGUUAAGAUUAAGGAAAGCUUCUAAAAAAUAUACAUACAGAAAAGAAUUUACAUCUCAGAGAACAUCGAUUGUUAGAGAAUUACACGUUUACGGUUCCGUUGUACCACUUCACUCAAGGGAUCCUCGUAAAUUCCAACAUCAAGGCUUUGGUACUUUAUUGAUGGAGGAAGCCGAGAGAAUUUCACUCGAAGAACAUGGUUCAGAGAAGAUAUCCGUCAUUUCUGGUGUUGGUGUGAGAAACUACUACGCAAAAUUAGGGUAUGAACUAGAUGGUCCAUAUAUGUCUAAGAAACUCGAGCAGAGCAAAGUUGUAUAG